Molecule: messenger RNA, 3384 nt
Organism: Naumovozyma dairenensis CBS 421
Lineage: Eukaryota; Fungi; Ascomycota; Saccharomycetes; Saccharomycetales; Saccharomycetaceae
Gene: SWI4
Product: SBF complex DNA-binding subunit SWI4
Exons: 1
Coding region: 1-3384 (1127 amino acids)
Cellular component (GO): MBF transcription complex; SBF transcription complex
Molecular function (GO): DNA binding; transcription regulator activity; protein binding
Source: RefSeq, a predicted model, not a curated record
AUGGAUAACAACAAUAACAAUUUCCAUUCACUUAAUGGCUUACCACCAAAAAUGACACAACGAAUAACGGCAAAUCUCACAGAUCAUUUAUCAUUGACACCUCAAAGUUCACGUCCAAUUAUUGAGAUUGCAACUUAUGCAGAUACAGACGUUUAUGAAUGUUACGUGAAGGGUUAUGAAGCAAAAGUAGUAAUGAGAAGAACAAGAGAUGACUGGAUUAAUAUUACACAAGUAUUCAAAAUUGGUAAGUUCUCCAAAGCUCAAAGAACAAAAGUAUUAGAAUUGGAAGCAAAUGAAAUGAAACAUGAAAAAGUUCAAGGUGGUUAUGGUAGAUUUCAAGGUACAUGGAUCCCAUUAGAAUCAGCAAUGUUUUUGGCCAAGAAAUACACAAUUACUGAACCCGUCGUUACAGAAAUUUUAAAUUUUAAACUGGAUCCAGCAAAUCCACCUCAUAAGAGAAGUAAAAAUAGUGUACUCAGAAAGACUUCUCCACAUACUAAAAUCACGUCACCUUCAAGUUAUAACAAGACACCUAAAAAGAAAAACCUUUCUGCAGCUAAUAAUGCUGGAAUUAAAAAAUCGAAGAAGAAUAAUUCAUUCCAAGCAAAUCCAAGUCCAUUACAAAAUUUAGUGUUCCAAACGCCUCAACAAUCGUAUAUGUUGUCCAGUAUGAACCAUUUGAAUUUAACACAUCUAACAGGCUUAGAAAAUUCGAAUUUCUUAAAUAACAAUUCAGAAAAUAAUGGUGACGAUAAUAAUAACGAUAAUAUCAAUAAUAGCAAUAGUCAUCGUAAACCUAGAGAACCGGCAAGUAGUACUUCUACAAUAUCAACAAACACACCAUCCACAACCCGAUAUUCUGCAACUCAAAAGCCAUUGCAGUUCUUUCCUAUACCAACAAAUUUAAGCAAUGUUACAGGACAACCAAAUAUUAAAAUUGAACAAAUGGAUAAACAUGUUAAUAAUAAUCAUAAUAUCACCAGUAAUCAUAACAAUCCUAAUUAUAAAUCAAAUCUGCCGCCCUUUAUAGCAUUUACACCACAAAAUACAAAUCCUCCACCUAAACAACAGCGACAACAGGUGAAAUUAUCUAAUUAUAGCGGAUUGAACGAAAACAACAAUAUUAACAGCAAUAGUAGUAAACCAAUAACAAUACCUCUACAUGUGAAUAAAAGUGAACCUACAAAAAAAAGGUCAAAUAAAAAUUUACCAAAAAUGAAACUAAUGGAAACGACUAAAAACUCGAUACCAACUAAGAAAAAUCCAAUACCUUUACAAAAUGGAUAUACAAGACCGUUAAGUAAUGCAAACACUAGUAACGAGAAUCAAAGAAAUAAUAGAUCUGCACAUAACUACUCAAACGGUUCUAUACUGGAGACAUUCUCAUCGCAUGAUAAUCCAACACCUUUGACAUCUAAAUCUGUAACACCUCAUUAUUCUGACGUAGUAUUGAAUGAUGAUCAAAUUGCGAUUGAUAAUUAUAAAGCAAUCAUACUGCAGGUUCUUUCUUCAGAAAAUUAUAACCAAAUUGAUCCAGAAUUAUUUGCAAAGUUAUCUCAUCCGCCUCCCAAUUUCGAUAUAAAUGUCAACAUUGACGAACAAGGUCACUCUCCACUACACUGGGCUACAGCAAUGGCUAAUAUUCCAUUCCUUAAGAUAUUGAUUGUAUUGAACGCAAAUGCUCUUCAAUGUAAUUUAGCAGGGUUCAAUGCCGUAUCGAAAUCAGUUUUUUACAAUAAUUGUUAUAAAGCUGGAAAUUUUGCAGAAAUAAUCUCGAUUCUUAGAAUAUGUCUGAUAACACCUGAUGCCAAUGGGAGAUUGCCAAUUCAUUAUCUAGUUGAAUUGAGUGUUAAUAAAUCCAAAGAUCCAAAUGUUAUCAAUUAUUAUAUGGAUAUGAUUUUACAAAAUUUAGCUGAAGAAGAUUAUUCUCUAUUGAAAAUGUGUUUAAAUUUCCAGGACAAUAUAGGAAAUACACCUCUACAUCUAGCUGCCUUGAACAUUAAUCUGGAAUUAUGUAAUAAAUUUUGCUACUUAGGUGCUUCUAUGGAUAUACCAAAUAUGGAUAACGAAUCUCCUGCUACAAUUUUAGCCAAAUUUAAUAUGGUACCUCCUUCAACCUCAUCAAUUCAUCCUCACAUUGGACAGCAUCAACCUCAACAUCUGCAGCAACAGCCUCAACGGCAACAGCAACCACAGCCUUCUCAGCAGAACAUACCAACAUUUCCAACGGACUUUCCUCCAUCUCAGCAGCUUCUAACAGAUGCCCAUCGGAUGACUCGUAUGGAUGAGCCAGUAAAUGAAUCAAAGGAUUCUGAAAAGAAUAAAGUUGAUGAGCUUGUAAGGAUAGGACCAGCUACAAAGAAGGGGAAGGAUGGUUCCAGACGUGCCGAAUCCAAGAACAUUGACCAUAUUGGUACUACGAAAAAAGAUUUAGAUAAUGGACUAUACCCUAAUAAUGUUAUAGUACCAUCGAAAGGAGAUCAAACAUCGCAUAUACCAUCAUAUAACUAUAGUAUCAUAGAAGAUUUCUCAAAUAACGACUCUUUAUUAACUUCUUCCAUUCUAAAGGAUUCAAAAACAACUCCAAUUAAACUUCUAGAAGGAUCACCUAUGCUAUAUAAGAAAGGUCUCAAUUCUUCCAACACUUAUUCGAAUCCGAAAGUGUACAAACAUGGUUCAAGUUUGAAAAACUCUUUUUUAAGUACCGAUGAAGAUAAUAUUGAAAGAUCACCAAUCGGAUCAAUUGAGAAACAUGAAACACAUAUGGACAUUGUAGCUAAUAAAAUAACUCGAGCAGCAGUGAAAUUGACUACAUUUAUUAAGGACGAACCACAUUAUCUUUCUUCAGAGAUUUGUGCUGUAGAAGAGGAAUUAGCAAAGGCUGAGCAUACUAUAUCUGAGACAAAAGCUCAUGAAAAACAACUUUAUGAAUCAUUUCAACAUGACCAAGUUGCAGGUACUUCGAGUGAUAUAAAGGAUACUGAACAAAUUAAAGAGGAGAAUUCUAAACUAUCAUCCUUAGUUCAAGAUGCUAAACAAGAUUUCAUUCGUUGUAUGGAAAAAUUACAAGCUUUGAAACUUGCAACAUUGGUCCAGGAUGAAGAAUCUGAGAUAGAUAUUAGCCCAGACCGUGAAAGUUCUCCGGCAGUUGUUGACAAUACUAACGUUACUGCUAUACCUGAUGAAUCACAACUUCGAUAUGCAAUUGAAUUAGUGCUAUUACAAAUGAAGAGAGUCUCUACUUUGAAGAAGAUAAGUGAUGCUAGAUGUAAAGCCACGUCAUCCACUAAAAUCCACAAAUAUAGACAAUUGAUUGGUAUGACCAUCGAAAACAUAGACUCUAAAUUAGACGAUAUAGAACAUGAUCUAAGAUCUAACAUUUAA